AUGAGCGCCUUCAUCAACAUCUCGUACACCUUCAUCGAGCAGAUCACGCUGCCGAGCUUCAUUGCCGAGACGCACGAUUCCAAGGACUUCCUUAAGGCACUGUGGGCCGUCACCAUCGCCGAGAUGAUCGUCUUGUGCAUCGUCGGAGCCGUCAUUUACGUCUUCACCGGCAACCAGUACAUGACGGCUCCCGCCUUGGGAUCGUUCGACAACGAGGUCUACAAGAAAGUCUCCUUCUCCUUCAUGAUCCCAACCCUGAUCUUCCUCGGCGUGCUCUACGCCAUCGUCUCCGCGCGCUUUAUCUUCUUCCGCAUCUUUGAGGGCACGAUCCACAAGUCCUCGCACACGGUGGUGGGCUGGAGCACCUGGGCCGGCAUCCUCGCGCUCACCUGGAUUGGGGCCUUCAUCAUCGUAGAGGCCAUCCCAUUCUUCUCCGACCUGCUGAGCUUGAUGAGCUCACUUUUCGACUCCUUCUUCGGCUUCAUCUUCCGAGGCGUCGCGUAUAUCCUGGGGGGUCACGUGGCUACAUGAGCAGAACCCGGCUGGGUAUGCGAAGCUGGGGCUUAAUAUCCUCAUCAUUGGCAUUGGCUUCUUCCUGGCGGUUGGGACAUACGUGUCGGUGCAGAGUAUUAUUGAUAGUCAUGCGGCGAAUGCAGUCUGUAGCGUCUUCACAUGUGCGAGUAAUGGGAUUUGUGCUUUGCAGAUACGAAAGGAACUCUGCGUGUGCACCUAUGGGAUUUUGCGGGUUUUUAGAGGGAAUGGCACAGAGGUUUGAUUUAUUUCGAUGGGCAUUGAUGGCUAUUGGAUAGUGCCAGGGUGCUAAGGUUGUGG
This is a messenger RNA of Pseudogymnoascus verrucosus, 831 nucleotides long. RefSeq lists its product as uncharacterized. The record is from RefSeq and is a predicted model, not a curated record. Bases 1 to 531 code for a protein of 176 amino acids. The transcript has a single exon. NCBI's taxonomy places the organism in Eukaryota, Fungi, Ascomycota, Leotiomycetes, Thelebolales, Thelebolaceae.